ACUGUUAAGAGUAGCUAGCACGUGUGUGUCGACGAUGAAACGGACCAAACUGCUUGUCAGGUGGACAGAAAACGAAGCAGUCCAUGUGUUUAUAAGUUCACCACCACAGAUUUGAAAUGCCCUCUUUUCUUUUGUAAACGGUAGGGUGUUGAGAAGGCAGAGGACUUGAAAGGUAGAGAGGAUCAUCUGUCUUCAGGCCUGAUCAGCACCCUUUUGCAACCCAACUGACUCCAAUAUCCAUUAUGAAGAUAGAGCAAUGGACAUUUUUUUUGUUACAAUAAAUAGAUGUUGUAAAUAAGAACUAAUUGAUGUUUAACCCUUCUGCUUAAUCUUCUACGUAUAUUUAUGAGAGUUCAGUGAACCAUGAAGAACAGAAUUUGGUGCAGCUGGACGAGUAUUGUUCCACAGCUGUGUAUUGUUCUCAAAAUGGUGGACCUUGCAACAGCCUGUUGGGGUAAUACAGCCCCAAAUCUUGGAAAUUUAACAAGUGACUAUUCUAUUGAAGUUGGUUCCACUGUUGACCUGAACUGUACUUUGCAUCAGCAUCAAAUUUUCUUAAAGAGCAGGGACCAUCAAAAUGAGACAUAUUUUGUUAAUUCUACACACUUGGAGUUUCGCUUCAACAGCACUACAAUUCCUCGUGAAUAUGUUCACAUUGUAAACCCAUUAACUGCACAGCUUCGAAUUCCUAAUGCAAGUAUUGCCUACUCUGGAAAAUAUUACUGUAACUUGAAGCUACCAGAGAUGAAAAAGGAUAUUACAGUAUGCUUAAGUAUCAUCUUUGUUGGAUAUAAACCCCGUGCAGUGGAUCAAAACAAAUUUUCUUGUCUCAGCAAAAACUUUGAAAACCUAACUUGCUGUUGGAUACCACCCUAUAACCCUGUCAGAACAACUUAUACUCUGGAGAGUGAUGUGAGGAUAGGGAAUUAUUUGGUGGGGUCCAAAAGCUGUCCCAAUAAUACUGGAGUUAAUGACACAUGUUGCCAAUGGAGAUUAGAUACCAAUCCACCUUAUCACAGGACAAAGAAGGAAUUAGUGUUUAAGUUGACCGGACGUAAUCAUCUUGGAAACAUCACGCAGAAUAUCAUUGUGGACCACUACAAGUUUGUUAUUCCUAACAAACCAUGGGGACUGCAGGCCACUGGAGAAACACAGAAAAGCAUCAAACUCAAUUGGUUAAGCCCAAAAGACUUUGACAUCUGGAACUUUGAACCUGGUCUUGUUUAUGAACUUCGCUAUAAAUCAAGGAGUAACAACAACCAAAUGUGGAAGAUGAUCAAUGUGGGAAAAGGGAGUCAAACAUAUAAUCUUACAGGAUUAAUUCCCAAUACUGUGUAUGAGUUGUCAGUUCGAUGUCGCUCGGCAAAAGCAGACGGUGAAGAAAUGUGGAGUCAGCCUGCUGUUAUAGUGGCUCGUACCAACCCUGAUGUGCCAUACUUUGUACCAAAUAUCACAAAAGGAUCAUUUGAGAUAAAGAAACUAAGUACUAGUAGAAGUAUAACCUUGUACUGGAAGCCAGUACCUCCAGAACAUUACAAUGGGCAAGAUUUUCACUAUGUGAUCACUUACAAGCCUGUUUUUAACACAAUAUGGAAGAGAGAAGUGUUAGAACAAAAUGUGGAAGUAACAGGCUUUAAACAUACUUUUACUGAUAUGGAUCUUAAUACUGUUUACUACUUCAAGUUUCAAUCAGCCAAUAGGGAAGGUUUAUCUAGCAGCAUGGUGGACAUUACUGUUGAUAAAACAAAGAAUUUGCCUAUUGCACCUGUCGAGGUCACUGCUAUGUCUUAUGGUAAUGGGACAUACCAAGUGAAUUGGGAUUACCCUGAAAGAGAGAGAUCUGUUAUCACUAGGUUCACUAUCUACUGGUGUCCUAGUCUUCAGCCUCAUCCUUUCUUAUGCAGACAUCCCAUAAAAUGGAGGAUUGUUCCUGCCAGCAGCACAUAUGUAAACAUUCAGUUAUCUGACGAUAUCAAUUACCAGUUUGCAGUUUCAGCAGAUUCAACAGAGAAUAGUUCUGGGAUGAAGAGAAUGUCAUGUAUUGUACCAUAUGAAAAAGCUCUGGACAAGGUCCAAGAUGUGUAUGUUUACAAGAUUUUCCAAGGCCUUCAGGUUGAGUGGAGGCUGGCGUGCAGUGCUCAGAAGAAAGUUGUGACACAAUACCAAGUGGAAUACUGUAAGGUGAAGAAUAGACUACAAGCAUGCAUUAAUUCCCAAAGUUUAACUACUUAUAACCAAGACACUACAAAAAUGAACAUAACCAACUUGGAACCCUUCACUCUGUACAGAGUUACUGUACAAGUCUUGAGCAAAGCUGGGAUCAGUAGCCUUAGUGAUCCAAAGUAUGAAAGAACCUUGGCUGGUGCUCCAUCAGUGCCUCAGGAAGUAAAGGUUGUAGAUGUUAACUCCUCUGCCAUCCAUCUAACCUGGAAAACUCCUGCUAAGCCUAAUGGAAUUAUAAUGAACUAUGUUGUGCACUAUAGAAAUUUCUCUCAGGAAGUUAUUGCUAGCCAUGAUAAAGAAUCAUACUCGCUUGUUUUGGGGAAUAAUAUUGAGAGCUAUACAAACUACUCUGUUGCUGUACAAGCUUGUGUUGACAAACACUGCUCCUCUCCAUCAUCUGCAGUGUAUGGAAUGACAUGGAUAGAUGCUCCUGGAAUGAUGGAGGAUCCUCAUGUUGAAGUGAUAAAUUCUACUAACGUUCGAGUUCGAUGGUCACCCCCAGAGCAUCCAAACGGUCCAAUUGAUUUUUACCUGUUAGUCAUGAAAUGGCAAGAAGAAGCAAAUGGAACUCAGUCAAAAUUUUUUAAUAUUUCAGGAUCAAAAACAUCCAUUAUUAUUCCACUGAACUGUCCACUAAAAAUGGACAGCUCAAUUGUAAACUUCACUAUUCAAGCAGGUAACAUCAGGAACAAUACGAAUCUUCUUGGUCCAAGCAGUUCACCAACACGGACGAAGAUGUGUUUCCCAGAGGGUCUACAGGUCCCCAUGAUUGUUGGAGCUGUAGUUGGUGGAACUCUUGGUUUGAUAUUACUGGUGAUAGUUCUCUGUGCUUUAGUUCGCUGGAUGAAGAAAAAGAUAAAUCUCAUGAAACAGACCAAAGUUCAGCUCCCAAAUGGGCUGGAUGCUCCAAAUACAGAACCCUUCAUAGUAUACGGUGAAUUCAAGAAACACAUUGACAAAAAAAACAGCACUGGUCACUUGAAGGUUCCAAUUGACAGUUUAGAUUUGUACUUGUCCAACAACAACAAUGCAUUUGGUGAAAGACAAGGCUCGGAAAUCUCCCGGUUUAGCAACUCUUCAACCGAUGAGCUGAUCCAGAGGAAGAUCCGGUGCACUAGUUAUGGAAGAAAUCCAAGUGGAGACAGCAGUGGUUACAGUUCUGCUGGAGGGCAUGAUAGUAUAUCCUCUUCUCUUACAGCUCACACUCAGCUUUCUUCUGAGUGCCAUGCAGAACCUGAGCUUACUGGCUCUAUUACAUCUGAUGCAGUCUUCAUGGACUGCCAUCUUGGAACUGACAACUUCUUAGCUCACUCCCAGGGAAAGGUGGGACUCCCCAAAGUGGAAGAACUCCAAGACACUGAAGAAUCACAUAGUGGGAUUACUUCUGAAGAAACAACAAAUGUUCCCAGUUCUCAGCCUCAACAUCCUUACAGUUGUUUUAGUAUUAGGGGACAAACUGAAGACGGUUACAUAUCAUUUCUGGGUCACCGAAACAAUACACCUGUAAUGACAAGAAACUUAUCCAACAGUGAGCCUUCAGUUUUUGAUAUUGAUGAUGAACAGACAAAUGAGGUAACUAACCCACUUGUUGCUGUUCUCCCAUAUUCCAGGUUUGGAUUAGCCAAAAGUCUUGGUUCAACAUUUGAUUUCAGUAUUCUACAGCCAGAAGAUCAAAUAGAAAAUGUUACUCCAAGUACGGGCUACUCUAAGUUUGGAGUGAUUCAUGUUUUAGGGAAUCCCCUGAAGCAAACCUGCUCUUUAAAAGUUGAUGAAAACAAUGUUAGAGUUGGAAUGGCAUUAAUCACUCCUGAUCCAGAUCUUGAACCUAAACAGGUUUCUUUAAACAAAAUGCCAACCAAAGGAUAUGUCUUGGCAAAACCAGUACCUGUAUCUGAUGAAUUAUUUACAAUGAAAUCCACCCAAAAUCCAACUCAAAGUGUCCUUCCAUUUAGAGAAGCUUACUCCAAGCUGGGCCUGCCAACCAGGGUGCCAAAAUCCAGAGGUUAUAUCAGUCUUCCCAAUGCACUCAGGAUGUUUAGCACAUCUACUGAGUCUGGAGAGAACCAAGGUUAUUCAAAGUUUGGAAUAGAACCAAACUUGGAUCAUAUCGAUUCCUUGGGAAGAACACGGCAGGAAUCUCAGCUAUCAUAUUCUCAUACUACGAAUCCUGAGAAUAAUGUAGCUUGUGAAAACACAGAUGUGACUGGUAGUGAUGCAGCUUUCAGAGAAGAAAGUGAAUGGAACAAAACUGAAGAAAGACUUGUAGAUUCUCAAGGAGCUCAUGGUAUCGAUAAAAGUCAGUCUUCUCACUACCCUGAAGAGUUAGUUGCCAACUACACCAGGCCAGUUUUAUACAGGACGAUUAGUGAACCCUCAAAAGAAAAAAUAAUCAACACAGAAGAAGAAGAAGAAGAAUCGACUGAUGUUGACAGUUAUGUGCCCAUGAAACAAUCUGGAAAGAAAGAUUGUGGUGUAGGAAAUGGGUCAUAUGUUCCUCAAAACUUUCCUUUUUCAUUGCCUCAUGAAAUGCCUCAAAAAAAGAGUAUUAUGUUCAAAAACAAAAAUGAAAGUAAUGGUUAUGUCAGGUGGAAUGACAUUAUAGGAGGUUCCACUAACUUUCAACAGUCUUCACAGACACAUGGGGAUGUGGGUAAGGGCCAAGAACAGGAGCCCAAACAUUGUGCUUAUACUUGUGUUUGAAAGGGUUUUUAAUGAUGUACUUACUAUUGUGGAUAAAGAUUGUAUUCUCUAACUGCUGGGAAAACAGUGUGUAAAACCACUAUUUUACCUUAUUCCUGCCAAGCUUAGUGUUUUAUCAGAAAAGUUGAAACAUAACUUACCAGGCAAGUGUAGUACUUUUGUACUGUCACUAACUUUUUUUUUUUUUUAUGAGUAAGUGAGAAUGGAGUUCUAUAUAUGACUUUUUAAAAAAUAUUUUGCCAACUCUAUCUUGUCACGACAUCUGUGUGCGGAGAUAAACGUCAAGACAUAAAUUGAGCACAGGUUGAUCGAGAAUGAGUGAAUGUCUUGUAUAGAAGUGUUUUCAAAACAAGUUCUAUGGCAAUCUGAAGUGAAACAUUCAGUACUCUAAUGUAAACUAAAAUUCCACUCAAUUUUCGGUAUGUAAAAUUUUUACAUAUAACUUUAGGCUGACCUGUGCUUCAACAUGUGUAGAAAACCAGUUUGUUAAGAAAUUCAACGUUUAUAUUUCUUGUCAAAUUCCAGACAAAUUCUUCAUACACUGAGAGGUGGAACUUUCAAAAGUGAGGGUGGGGGGUGGAUUAUGGUUUGUUGCAUGUUCUAUAGGAACAUACCCUCUGACUUAUCUAGAUAUGUAUUUGGUGUUGGUUUCUGCUAAGCCCUAGAGUAACUGGUAAGUAAAUUAACCCAUAAUGCUAUUUGAAAUGAUAGGGAGAAAUGCUGCCUCCUCUUGUGUAAAUUACAUUUAUGCAUAUAUUACAUUAUGAUAUUACACAGGUCAGACAAUUAUUAACCAAAAUUCAUGACAGAACAUUAGAUACACAAUUUGGCAAACAUUCUGCAUAAUAGCAUAUUUUCCCAUAUACAUUGUUACAUAUAGAAACGUACGUGUGUCAUCAAUUUGAUCUCUCAGGCCUGUUUUAUACGUAAGCCACUGUCCUCCUACAUUUACUCUAGACACGAGACUCGUGAGUAUUUCUGAAGUCGGUGUGUAAGUUACUGUAUAAGAAAUGCUAAGACUCGUGAGUAUUGCUGAAGUCAGUGCGUAAGUUGCUAUAUGAGAAAUGUUCAGACUUGUCUUUCGUUACUGUUACAGUAGUUCUGGUAUUGUUUCAUAAUUCAAGCACUACUGACAUUACCUUAAACUUCAGUGAUAAUACCAUCUAAUUGUCUAUAAGUCAGAUAAAAUAAUGUACAAAAAGAGAGACAGAAAGUAUCCCAGGCAUUUUCAUAUGAAUGUUCGUAUGUUCUGUAAAAGAAAAACAAAGAUUUCAUAGGAAGAAAGUAUGAUUAGUUUGGUGUGUACUAAGCUGAUAUUUAAAUAUAUAUAUAUAAAACCGUAUGAGGUAAUGCACAAAGUAAUAAAUAAGUUUGGUUUUACAUAUAU
Messenger RNA from Limulus polyphemus (Atlantic horseshoe crab), 6310 nucleotides. RefSeq lists its product as uncharacterized. Gene Ontology annotation, molecular function: protein binding. The record is from RefSeq and is a predicted model, not a curated record. Bases 364 to 4923 code for a protein of 1519 amino acids. Lineage: Eukaryota; Metazoa; Arthropoda; Merostomata; Xiphosura; Limulidae. The transcript has 18 exons.